AUGCUCAUAUGCGAUAAAAAACCGUUCCAGCAACAACAUGCGCUGAUGUCAGGAGUUUCAUUAUCGUGCCAAAUGAAUGGUUGUACGAGAAUGUCCUCAGUUCGACCACCACGAAGUCAAGUUAGCAAAAAAGAAAUGAGAUUAUUUAUUCAGGUAAUUGCACCAAGUAACUCACAACUCGAGCCGCCUCUAGCCAUAGGGAAAAUGGAUCGCUACAAACGUUGGGAAUUUUAUAAUUUCCUUUCCUUUCAGUUUUUUGUUGUAUCGCUUGUAUUUCUGGUGACGUGGACCACAUGGCAAUGGCUUCCGCAUAUGUCGAGCUCAAAGUGGGCAUAUUUUGUGAUGACGUCAUUAUUCUUUGUUAAUAACUCGGUAAGCGAGAUUUGCAAGUUAUCCUGUUACCAUAACUUAUACUUAUCAUCUUGGGUAAAUCCUACGGUAUAUUUACUGUUUAACACGCAACUUCGUCGAGAACUUCAUUACCUGCUAUGCCGACAUCACGCCAUCUCAUCAGUUCAAAAUAAACAUCGACGGAGUUUAUUCGGAAAACAUGGAGGAAAUCCGGUUGAUAUCAAAACAAAGGUAAUUAUGGUCAGUAAAGGUUCAAUUUAUUCAUGUAAAAUGUAAUA
Cylicostephanus goldi is the source of this 629-nucleotide messenger RNA. The record is from the annotation of a GenBank genome assembly. Lineage: Eukaryota; Metazoa; Nematoda; Chromadorea; Rhabditida; Strongylidae.